Molecule: messenger RNA, 486 nt
Organism: Magnusiomyces paraingens
Lineage: Eukaryota; Fungi; Ascomycota; Dipodascomycetes; Dipodascales; Dipodascaceae
Exons: 1
Coding region: 1-486 (161 amino acids)
Cellular component (GO): endoplasmic reticulum membrane
Source: RefSeq, a predicted model, not a curated record
AUGCCAUAUGCUAAUCUUACAACUUCGAAGAUUGGCCCUUUAGCUAUUGAACCUGGAAAAUAUUCUACAUUUGAUGCCAAAAUAGUGGUCAAUUUACCACCUGAAGAUUUUGAUCUUAUUAUUUCAUUUUUCGUUGGACUUCAAGGGGAAGUGGUUGUUAUUGAAAACAAGCCUUUGAAAGUGACUAUUUCGGAUGCACCUGUUAGUUUUUUUGAUCCAAAAUUUUUAUUUGUUCAAUUGAUUUUUACUCUUACCAUUGGAGCAAUAGGAUUUGCAAUUUAUUAUUUUGCAUUGGUUCCAUACAUUGAAGAUUCUUUAAAUACUUCUAGAAAGCAAAAUGUCUCCAAAAAAGUUAGUCAAGAAAAGAAGAAAAGUGUUAACCCUGGUAACAAAGGAUACGAUGAAUCAUGGAUCCCUUCUCACCAUUUGAAACCUUUAUCAAAUACAGAAGGGCUCACCUCAAAUAAGUUGAAAAAGACAUCUUAA